AUGUGGGAGUUGUACUGUUCGAAAGUACGAGAGCUAAACAUUCCAGCCAUUUUUGUGACCGUUGUUGUGGUGGUCGUGACAUCGCUUUAUGGAUUCGUCUUUCUGCUAUCACAUUCUCCAAGAAAACCAUUUUCCGAAGAGCUUACUUACGAGACUAACGGACUCCAUGGGUCAAUCGUAAGUGGUCAAUUGACGUCUGUAAAAGAUUGCAAGGACAGUCAAGAUGGGAUCGAACUUUCUGUGGUGGUUCCAAGCUACAAUGAAAUAGGUCGCAUCUUAGUGAUGUUGACAGACGCUAUUGAGUAUUUGCAAGAAAACAUGGCAAAUAAAUGGGAAAUUUUAAUUGUAGACGACGGUUCUAGGGAUGGAACAUCUGCUUUCUGCUUGGACUUGGCCCAAAGCGAGUUCAAACUUCAACCAGGCCAAUUGAGGGUAGUUAAACUAGCGAAGAACCGCGGUAAAGGUGGUGCUGUUAGGCAUGGGAUGCUACAUAUCAGAGGCGCAUAUGGUCUUUUUGCAGACGCUGAUGGCGCCAGCAAUUUCGCAGACGUUCAGAAACUUUUGGGCUCUAUUAAAAAAUAUCAAAAAAGUGGACGGGGCUCGGUAGCCAUUGGGUCGCGAGCACAUAUGGUCAACACGGAUGCCGUUGUGAAACGUUCGUUCAUCAGAAAUUUUUUGAUGUACGGUUUGCACACGCUGGUUUUUAUUUUUGGUAUUAGAUCCAUUAAGGAUACCCAGUGCGGAUUUAAGCUCUUCGACAGAUCAGCUAUCACAAACAUUUUUCCCUUUCUGCACACCGAGGGAUGGAUCUUCGAUGUUGAAAUACUAAUUCUGGCUUUACGAAAGCAAAUCUCAAUUGAAGAAGUCGCCAUUUCUUGGCACGAAGUUGACGGUUCCAAAAUGGAGUUAGCCAGAGAUAGCAUCAACAUGGCAAAGGAUUUGGUCGUUAUAAGGCUGGCUUAUAUCAUGGGCAUAUACAGUGAUCGAGGUGAAUGCUAA
Messenger RNA from Lachancea nothofagi CBS 11611, 999 nucleotides. NCBI's taxonomy places the organism in Eukaryota, Fungi, Ascomycota, Saccharomycetes, Saccharomycetales, Saccharomycetaceae. The record is from the annotation of a GenBank genome assembly.